AUGAUCGUCCCGAAUUACGGACAGAUUCCUGUCGUCAAAGGAGAUCUCUCAUGGCUGUCUCCAGAAGUUUCGAUUUUUCUGAAUGAAUGCGUCCAACUUAUGACGCCUUCUGCAAUUCGAAUUUGUAACGGAUCGGUGUUUGAAGCACAGGAACUUCGUGACGCGAUUGCCAAUGAAUUCGGAGGUGAGGAGCAGAAAAUGUUGAAUCGUUUGCAUCUAAAUAUCACUGAUAUUGGAUUCGAUGAUAUCAAUGUUUAUACGAAGGAUCGUGUCGAUGCGGAACCUGGGAAACCAGCACCCCAAGGAUCAACCAAUUCUGGAUCUAGUGAUAACAUUGAGAAUGUUCGAUUGAGUUCUCAUUAUAUGUCCGCAAGCCACUUUGAAUUUUCGAAGGAAAAACAAUUCAACGGAUGUAUGAAUGGGAGAACGAUGUAUUUGGUACCAUUCUCAAUGGGACCGAUUGGUAGUCGUCAUGCAGUUGUGGGGAUUCAAAUCACUGAUGAUCCGGUUCUGGUACUGAAUUUGAGAUCUACAUUCAGAGUUCUCUCGAGCGUCUGGGAUCACCUGGCUGCUACGACUCAUUUCAUUCGAAGUGUCCACUCGAUCGGAAUGCCACGUCCCAUCAUCCGUUGUAUCGUGACACCAACGCCGUUUGAAACUCCUGUCGGAAGUUUCAUCGUCCUCAAACACGAUGAACAACAAGUGUGGGCACAUGGAUACACAUUCGGAAGAACUCCAAGGUUCGGAAAAACGUUCUCAAUUCAUGCUGCUUCAUGGAUCGGAACGAAGAAGGGGUGGCUGGCAGAGAAUGCGGCGAUAUUGGCUAUCACUAAUCCCAAAAACGAAACAAUACACGUGUGCUACAGUAGUCUGGCAAGUGUGGAGAGUCUACAACUUCAGCCUGGACCUGGAUGGAAGAUCGAAGUGAUCAGUGAAAAGACAGUUUGGAUUCAUUGGCACAAUGGAAAAAUGUACGCUUUGUGUCCGGAAAACGACGAAAUGGACGAUAUGGGAUCUCCGAAAAAUCUCUCGAAUCUCUUCACCGGCGCCACUUCUGAAUAUCAGAUUCAAAGUUUCAAUCCUCAAAAAACGAAAUGGACAUCAGAUGUGGGAGUUCCGAUUUCCGCCUACAUCUUUGCGAAUCAUCGUCACGAUCAAUAUCCGCUGAUUCUGGAAGCCAAUUCGUGGGAAGAAGGUGUUUGUUUGGCGGCUGGAAUGCGCGUCAGUGUAGCUAAACCCAGAAGUAACUCAUCAGAAAACUCAAUCGAAUCGUCGCCACGUCAUAUUCUGGUCGAGUGCCCGAUGCUUCGUGUCGAUGCGAUAAAUUUUAGUUUUGCGAAAUAUGUGAAUCACUGGUUUGAGAUGGGAAUUGGCGUCAAGUCUUCAUCAUCCGAAAGUUCGGAUACUUAUGAAGCACCACCUCCACCGCCCAUCUUUUUCACUAACUUGCACCAGGAAAUCGAAGGGAAACUGAUUUGGCCGGGUGGUGUCGAUAAUGCAAAGAUUUUUGAAUACAUUUUUGCCAGAUGCACAAACCCCUCGGACCUCUCCAACACCACCCCCUCAGGCAUCGGAAAAGUUCCGAAAUCUCUAGAAUUGAGCGCUCUGGUCAAUUUGCCGCCGCUUCUACAAGUCAACAUUCGAUUCUGGCUCACUGAGCUCAACAAACUCCGCAUAUUUUUCAACCUUCAAAUGGAGUGCUGUCUUCCACCACAACUCGAAAAAGUGCUCACUGAUUUGGCUGGAAAUCUGUAA
Messenger RNA from Caenorhabditis briggsae, 1755 nucleotides. Gene Ontology annotation, cellular component: cytosol. Bases 1 to 1755 code for a protein of 584 amino acids. The record is from RefSeq and is a predicted model, not a curated record. Gene Ontology annotation, molecular function: phosphoenolpyruvate carboxykinase (GTP) activity; GTP binding; manganese ion binding. NCBI's taxonomy places the organism in Eukaryota, Metazoa, Nematoda, Chromadorea, Rhabditida, Rhabditidae. Gene Ontology annotation, biological process: propionate catabolic process; cellular response to dexamethasone stimulus; response to starvation. The transcript is spliced from 6 exons.